CCAACCCUGCCUCUGCUUUGCUUGCUAGUGUGUGUUUGUGUGUCUCCAUCUGUCCCACAGGCCCCAGUCUACCCUUCCCUGCCUUUUUUUCUAAAAGGAGUCCCAGCCCUGUCUCCCCUUCUGCCAGGGUUGUACUUAGAGCCUGACUGGGGCCCUGCCCAGUGCUCAGCUUCUGAGCUCUUGGGGUGGACAGAGGACAGAUGGCCUCUUGGAGGUGGCCACAGGCCCAAGGGGCCUGCCUCCUGGGCGUGAGGGAUAUGAGGGCCCUGGCCAAUGGGCAGCUCAGAGUGGGGCAGCACUGGAAUGCUGUGGAUCCCAGAGGCUUUUUGCUUGCUUUUUCUGGCAGGCUGAGGAAGGUUUGGCAGUGCUUGGGGGAGGUGGGGGUCCCAGUGGCUACAGGCUUAACCCUGGUGUGUGAACCUGGCCCAUCCACUACCUUGGCCCAUCCCCACAGUGAUCCUGCUGGGGGCUGCUGCCCACUAAGGCCCUUGCCCCAUCUCAGGCCCAGACUUGUCUGAGGGUCCUAGCCUGGGCAUGGGGUGGCCUUGGAGUCAGCCCCACUGCCCCCACAGAACAAGGAGAAUGACACACUGAAGGCACUACUGAAAGCCAAUGUGGAGAAGCCUGUGAAGCUGGAGGUGUUCAAUAUGAAGACCAUGAGGGUGCGCGAGGUGGAGGUGGUGCCCAGCAACAUGUGGGGCGGCCAGGGCCUACUGGGUGCCAGCGUGCGCUUCUGCAGCUUCCGCAGGGCCAGUGAGCAGGUCUGGCAUGUGCUGGAUGUGGAACCAUCUUCACCUGCUGCCCUUGCCGGCCUGCGCCCCUACACAGACUAUGUGGUUGGUUCGGACCAGAUCCUCCAGGAGUCAGAGGACUUCUUUACGCUCAUCGAGUCUCAUGAGGGGAAGCCCUUGAAGCUGAUGGUGUAUAACUCCGAGUCAGACUCCUGCCGGGAGGUGACUGUAACUCCCAAUGCAGCCUGGGGUGGAGAGGGCAGUCUGGGAUGUGGCAUUGGCUACGGGUAUCUACACCGGAUCCCAACUCAGCCCCCCAGCUACCACAGGAAGCCACCUGGCACCCCACCACCUUGUGCUCCACCACCUGAUGCCCCACUGCAUGAUGCCCUACCACCUGGACCCACCCUCGAGGACUCUCCUUCCCUGGAGACAGGUUCCAGGCAUAGUGACUACAUGGAGGCCCUGCUGCAGGCACCUGGCUCCUCCAUGGAGGAUCCCCUUCCUGGGCCUGGGAGUCCCAGCCAGAGUGCUCCAGACCCUGAUGGACUUCCCCAUUUCAUGGAGACUCCUCUUCAGCCCCCACCUCCAGUGCAGCGAGUCAUGGACCCAGGCUUCCUGGACGUGUCAGGAAUUUCCCUCUUGGACAGCAGCAAUGCCAGUGUGUGGCCCAGUCUGCCCUCUUCCACAGAACUGACCUCCACAGCUGUCUCAACCUCAGGGCCAGAGGACAUCUGCUCCAGCAGCAGUUCUCAUGAGCGGGGUGGUGAGGCUACAUGGUCUGGGUCAGAGUUUGAGGUCCCCUUCCUGGACAGCCCAGGUGCCCAAGCCCAGGCGGACCACCUGCCUCAGCUGACUCUUCCUGACAGUCUAACCUCUGCAGCCUCACCAGAAGAUGGGCUGUCCGCCGAGCUGCUUGAAGCUCAGGCUGAAGAGGAACCAGCAAGCGCAGAGGGCCUAGAUGCUGGGACGGAGGCUGAGGGGCUAGCCAGCCAGGCCCAGAUCUCUACCGCAGAAUAACACCCUGGGCUGUGACAAGGCCCCUGUGACAUUUCAUGAGGCCCAGAUGUGGGCAGGCAGCCCAGGCUGCACUGUGCGGUCAGCUCCAAGCUGAUCCUAGCCCUGUGCCUGAUCCCAGCCCUAUGUGUUCAGCUUUCUAGGCUGUAGCUCCAAGUCAUGUGCAGGGACUUCUGCUGGCAGGGGGCUUCUGUGUCCACUCAGACUCUACUUCUAGUGUCCAAGAGGUAACCUCCCAGCAUUUAUCCUGCCUGAUAGUCCUGGCUUUGGGGGUUUCAAACAAGUCUUUCUGGGGUAGUAGAGGGCUGGGAGCAGCACCCCAAAUUGUUUUAUAGGAGCUGAGGUAGGAGAGGAAGGAUUCUUUGCUGCUUGGGUGAGGCAUAAGGCCUCAGUGGGUGGUGAGAGGGGGCCAUGGGCCUUGUGGGAGGACAUCUUUUGGCCGUGUACCCUCAGGUCCAGUGCUUGGUCCUGCUCUGGUCACUGGGGCUGCCCAGGAGGCAGCAGGGUCUGGUCAUAAUCCAAUGUGAAGAUGAGGUGAGGAAGGAAGGGGUUGCUGUCCAGCAUUGGCCUUGUUGCUUUGAUUCUUCCUGCACAGCUCAGCCCACCCCAUCUGUACUGGAAGGGACCCUGAAGCCCUGGGACCACCCCCUUUCAAGUCCCAAUCACUGAGCCCUCUGUCAUGUGUCCUUGUCCCUAGGCUACACUGCCACACUUGGCUCAGGCUGGCCACCAUGCUAGUCACAGGAGGGAGGGAGAGGCAGUGUACUUGCCCCCUUCUCCUGGAGGGAGGUGGGUUGGAAAUUCUAGGCCCUUCAGCAGAGACCCAUUUGUGCCCAGACCACCGUAUUUCUUCUUCCUCAGGGCCUACCUACCACAGACCUGAAUCCCCAGUGGCAACUCCUGUUAGCUCCCAAACUUAAACAGUGAUCUCUUCUAAAUAUACAAGGCAUCUACCCAGCCUCAGUAGUGAAUAAAAGUCACAAAUUUAAGUUCAAUACUCUAAGCAAUUUCUCAAAGCCAGUCUACCUGACUAGGUCUGUUACAGUUUCCAACCCCAAGGGGGAAUUAAGGGAAUAGAUUAAGAGUAGGUAAAGACCCUUCUGUUCUUUCCUGUUGUAGGGGAGGAAGCUGUUCUCCCCACCCCAGGUGCCUUUGCAGGUUAUGGCUAGGUUAGGCCCUGCACUCCAUCCGGGUACGGCCUCUCAUCACCUGAAGUCCUCUGCCGUGUUGACUGGACCCUCACUUCCCACACUGCUAAUUAUUAUGAAAGCUGCCUCUGGUCUUGUCUUCUAGCCUGUGCCUAGUUGAAAGUCUCACCUUUACAGGAUCAUGUGUCAUGCUGGUGUACAUGCAGGGAACUCACAAGCUCUGUCAGCUGUGCAGGACAAGGAAUGCCUGCUCUGGGGGGCACAGACCAACUAUAUGGAGGGAGGGCCCCAAAUCAGCAAACCCUAAGUUUGAAGCAAACCCUUCAUUUAAAGCAAACCCUUGUCAAGCCUACCAGAGCAGCUGAUACGUGUGCAGAACAGUGAGGCAUUGUGUCCUGGAUCGUCUGGGAGCCCAAUGUCAAGUCUGCAGGAAUGCAGGAAGUAGAACAGAAUCGCCACAGGACUGUUCUGGGGCCAGCUUCCCUUAACCCUGUAGCCUGGCAGUCUGACCCAAAGUUGCCCUCACCCAAAUGUUCUGGCUCUUCCCUCCCUCACUUUUACUUUCCCUUCCCCCACAAGUUGGAGGAUAAAAUGGGUAUCAAUGCUAGUAUUUCCAGGGAGAACAUGAAACCAGAGGUUUCUUUCUCUGUAAUCUGCUAUGAAAGAAAAUGACAAAUGAAAGAAAAGAAAAUAAAUGUGUACUACACUUUGAAAUAUUUUAACUAAAGCCUUUAUUCUAUA
Molecule: messenger RNA, 3637 nt
Organism: Piliocolobus tephrosceles (Ugandan red Colobus)
Lineage: Eukaryota; Metazoa; Chordata; Mammalia; Primates; Cercopithecidae
Gene: GORASP1
Product: golgi reassembly stacking protein 1
Exons: 7
Coding region: 648-1751 (367 amino acids)
Biological process (GO): Golgi organization
Cellular component (GO): Golgi apparatus
Molecular function (GO): protein binding
Source: RefSeq, a predicted model, not a curated record